AUGAACAAUGGGUUCAGCGGGAAGGUGCGGAUAAACAAGAUGGGGCAAUCUGGUUCCACUAGGAGGCUGUUUGACAACCGAGAGAAGCAAGGGAUGUCUGGCUCUGGCCACGACGUGCUAUAUGAGACAUGGUGUCGUAAUGCCGAUCUCAUCUUCCAGAACGCUUCCACCACGGCCCUUGCACAGGGUUGUGCGGGACACAGACGCCCCGGAGAUGGUUCGGCCGGAGACACCCCGUCUCAGCCGCCGCCGGCCCACUCGGGGUGUGGGGGAGGAGGGAACUCUGCUGCUCUGUCGAGGGCGGAGGCUACGAAAGGGCAGGAGAACGAGCGGGAAAAUACCAACUUACUGGUUCAACGCGGCAUCCAGAUUGUAAUUAUUGUUUCUCAGGUACUGUCGCAUUUCGUCCAACGGUCAGCGCGUGUCAUGCAAGGCAAGGAUCGCAGGCCCAUCGGUAUCGGGCCGAAAGAGCACCCCAUCGGCGAUGCGGUGCGAGAGAGCGCGACGGUAGUGGUAUUCGGGAGCACUGCGCGGGGCAGCAAAAGAAAAAGGAGGACAAGAAAGUGA
Chaetomium globosum CBS 148.51 is the source of this 567-nucleotide messenger RNA. RefSeq lists its product as uncharacterized. The record is from RefSeq and is a predicted model, not a curated record. Lineage: Eukaryota; Fungi; Ascomycota; Sordariomycetes; Sordariales; Chaetomiaceae. The transcript is spliced from 2 exons. The coding region runs from base 1 to 567 and encodes 188 amino acids.